AGUUGACCCGGCCUUGACAUCAGAGUAACAACGUAGAGCUUCAGAAAAUGGCUGACAAACAAAACGCAGUCGUGGCUGGGCGAAUUAUUCAGUCGAAAUAUGAAGGUUCGCACAAGAAACUGGUAUUUCGGUGCUUAUGUGCAUUGAUUGGAGCCUUUAAUUUUGGAAUCGCUAUUGGCUACAGUUCACCAUCUAUUCCUAGUAUGAUAAAAAGAGGAGUAUUAACUCAAGAAGAAAGCAGUUGGUUCGGGUCAUUACUGACGAUUGGUGCAUUGUUGGGUGCUCCGCUUGGAGGAUGGCUUAUUGAAAAAGUUGGUCGCAAACUAUCCAUGACAUUUCUAUCGAUACCUUUCACAACAGGAUUCUUAAUUAUAGCGCUUGCAACUGAAAGUUAUCAAUGCUAUUUUGGUCGUUUAUUAACAGGAUUAGGCAGUGGAAUGGUUACAGUUUGUGUCCCAAUUUAUGUUGCUGAAAUUUCCACCACAUCAAUGCGAGGUGUUCUUGGAUCUUGUGUUCAGCUUUUUAUUACUAUUGGUAUUGCCACUGCAUACAUCCUUGGUGUAUUUUUUGAAUGGCGCUGGCUGGCUCAUCUGUGCAUAAUUCCAUGUUUCCUUGCAGGGGUUCUUACAUUUUUCAUUCCUGAAACUCCUCGAUGGCUAUUGAAGAAAAACCGCAAGACAGAUGCCAUUCUUGCAUUGCAGGCAUUAAGAGAUCCUCAUACUAAUGUUCAUGAAGAGUGUCGUGAGAUGGAGGAUGGAUCUGACCCUGAGGAAAAUGUGUCAAUUAUGGAGAUACUUCAGAAAAAAGAGUUCUCAUAUCCAUUAUCUUUGGUUGUGUUUAUCAUGAUCUUUCAACAACUAUCAGGCAUUAAUGCUGUAAUGUUCUUCACUGUUUCUAUUUUUGAAUCUGCUGUUGGGGAUUUUGCCUACACUGCUACAGUUAUCAUUGGCAUAGUUCAGAUAUUAGCAACUCUUGCUGCUGUGUAUCUGAUGGAUAAGGCAGGAAGAAGAAAACUUCUCCAUGUUGGUGGACUCAUAAUGGCUACUACACUGUUUCUCUUUGGACUGUAUUACAAGAUCUCCGCCAAAGGAUGGCUGAAUCCAUUUUUGAAUACUUGGAUUCCAGUAUUUUGCCUGACCUUCUACAUUAUUGGAUUUUCUCUUGGAUGGGGACCCAUACCAAUGCUUAUUAUGUCAGAAAUAAUUCCUACUAGAUGCAAAGGAGCAGCUGGCUCUGUUGCUAUAAUAGCAUCAUGGGGCUCUGCGUUUAUAGUAACAAGCCAGUUUUCUGCCUUACAGGCAGUUCUGGGAAGCUCUGGUAUUUUCUAUAUCUUUAGCGCUUGCUGUGUGUGUGGGAUUUGGUUUGUUGCUAAGUAUAUUCCUGAAACCAAAGGAAAAUCAUUAGAAGAUAUUGAAAUGUACUUUGCUGGGAAUUCAACACAUCCUAUUUAAUUUUUCUUGCAAUUAAAAAAAAAGAGCUACAAUGUUUACUUCAUUCUAAAUAAAUAUGCUUUAAUAAUUUUAAAUUAAUAGAAAAAAAAAAGAAAAAAAUGGAAGAACAUGCUAAUUAGAUAACUUGCUAAAUGAGCCCUUGUUUAAGACUGAGGUUCUAAUUUUUAUAAUACAUUAAAAAAAAAACAUUUGCUGUCAUGGAAAGAUGACUAUGGGAAAUUUGGAAAAAAAUUGAUGUUCCAAAUCUUAUAUUAUACUUAUAUUGUUUAAGAUGAACCAAACCAAUCAUGAAAUAAGAUAGGCCUACUUUGUUAUAAACAAAAACUGAGUUUUGUACUUAUUGUUUACAUAUUUUUCCUUCAACACUGACUAGACUUAUUUUCUUAUAUAGUUAAGAAAAAACCAAACACACUUUUUAUUUUAUUUAUCUUCAGAAAUUUUCUCUCUCCUACUUCUCUUUUAGAUGAAAGCUUUGAGGAAUUUUUUUAGGCUUAGUUUGGGUCAUUCAUUUUUAUUUUUCCAUUUAUAAAUUCUUGAAUUGAUAUUUUUUUAUACUGGGAAAUUAUUAAAUUGUAUUUGCAAGUAGUCUAUUUAUUCAAUAUGUAAUAGCCAUGGGUUGUUUUUUUAUUGACAGACAGAUCUAAAUACUUGUGCAAGUUUGCACAGAUUAUUUUAAAAUGAACUCACUCCCACUUUUUUACUUAAGCCUUUGCAUACACAAAAGUUAGGUCAUAGCAAAACUUACAUUUGGAUCAAAGUUUCAGACAUUUUUCUUCCGGCUAUGGCACAAGUUAAAGUUUAUAUAUUCUAUAUAUAUAGUUUAUUUUGUUCGGGAGGUGGGGGGAGGGAAGUGGAAGUGGUGGAUAUUUACUGGGGGAGGGGGAGCCUCUCCCCUCCCUCCUUCAUAGAGAGGAGUCUAAAAGAAACUCUGAUUUAGAUCCCCUUGAACUUUAAUCAGAUAUAAACAUAGAUUACAGACCUACAGUUUUCCACACUUUUAAAAAAAAAUGUUUAUCUGUAAAAAAAAAUAAAGACAUAUUUUUGCUUGGUGAUUGAUUAUAAUGGUAUUAUGCAUUGUGUGAUAAACCUAACUCCACUCUAAUUUUUCACUUGAAUGAAAUUUUGGUAAUUCAGGAACUUAAAAUUUCAUGUCUUUGUUGAGAUUUACUGCUCACUUGCAGGUGAAAUAUAUAUUCAAUGAACUGAAUAAUCCUUUAGAAAUAUGGUAGAAGUUUUGGUUCUGGUGGAUACUGAACUCUAAAGAACUUUCUCACUACAUAUAGGUAUUUUUGCCUUUAUCAGAUGUUGCCGUGUGAUUUGUAUUAUAAUUUUACCUUACAGUGUUUGUGGGAUCAGCAGCUAAUAAUACAUUUUCAGUUUAUUAGAGUAUGCAGAAUAUUCUCAAUUAUCUCAUGUCUUUUGUUACAUUCUUAUAUAUAAUUUUUAUGUACUAGUAAUUCAUAACAUUUCCAUAAAUGUUAAUGCUUUAAGGUCUGUUCUAGAAAUUUGAAGUAACUUUGAAUUGAGAAUGUUUCUUUUAAAAUGGCAUUUAAAAUUAAGUAUAAUGAUUAGACCCUAUUCAGUCCAAGUUUGUCACAAUAAAUAUAAUGAUAUAUUUUAUCCUAUAAUGUUAAACUGUAUAUGGUAUUUAUAACUGUAUUUUAGAGCUUUUGAUAAAAAUAAACCAUCCUUACAUAAUGUUCAGUCUAACACUGAGCGUUAAGCUGAUAACACUUUUAGACCAGAUGUUGUUAUUGAUUAAAUGUUAUAUAGUUUUAAAAGUUGUUUGAAAUAUUGAUAUACCUGGUGUAGUAUAGAAUUUAGUUUACUCAUAUAAUUUAUAAUUAAAAUUUAAAGGAAAUUUAAAAACAAAAAUCUGGUUGUUGUUUUUGGAAGUAUUAUUUCCCUUUUUCUUCAAAGCAAUUCAAAGAUGAGGAUGAUUGGGUACAUAAUUUUUAAUGGUUAAUCUUAAUGAUUUUAGAAAUCUCCAUUAUAUUUACUACACUUGAGAUGGUUGUACAUUUUGUAAAAAUAUAUGUUUAAAAUCUCAUUGAAAAUAAACACAAAAACUUGUAUUCGGAUUUGUUUUUCUAAAACAGAUUAAGACGAAUUAAAAAGUCAAGACAGAUUUUAUUAGAAUUUUUAAAAUCAGUGAUUUCAAUUCCAAAGAUUGAUCUAUACAAUUUGUUUUUUGCAUUUGAAUGAGUACACUCUGUUGAAAUUGAAUUUUUGUUAAUGUAAUUUCUAAAAGAAUUUCAAAAACAUCUAUUUUUAAUAAAUAAUAAUUUAUUUAAUACAGAACGUAAUGUUUGUUUUUGUUUGUGUAUAAAUGUGUAGUCAGACAGUUAUCAUAAAAGAAACAUGACCGUUACCAUUUCAUUUUUUUUUGCUGUGAUUAAGUUUAUAUUUUAUUAACACAACUAGAAAUUUUUAAUUUAAGAAUAAAUUGUUUACACUGGUGAUACUAGACAGUUGAACUAGACAUUUUAUUCAAAUAAUUUUGGUGCUUUUUAUUAUGUAUCUUGUACAAAUGUAACUUAUUAAAAUCAUUUAUGGGGCAAAACAAUAUAAAAUGCUUAUUUUUUUAAACAAAUUAUGAAACAAGAUGUAUACUAAGUAAAUUGCAUUUUUUUGUUUGAUAUUAUAUUACAAUUACUGAUGGUAAUUCAUGUUGAACUCUUGCAUAAAAUAAAUGUAUUGGGUUAUUGCACAAUUUUUGGUUACUUUGUAAUAAAGAAUUUUA
Physella acuta is the source of this 4194-nucleotide messenger RNA. Its product is annotated as solute carrier family 2, facilitated glucose transporter member 8-like. NCBI's taxonomy places the organism in Eukaryota, Metazoa, Mollusca, Gastropoda, Physidae. Gene Ontology annotation, biological process: carbohydrate transport; transmembrane transport. Gene Ontology annotation, cellular component: membrane. Gene Ontology annotation, molecular function: sugar transmembrane transporter activity. The record is from RefSeq and is a predicted model, not a curated record.